UCAACAAAAGAUAGAGUUCUGUGACUUGACGCUGACAAAACUUUUGUAUUGUGACUGCGUUGCUAUAGUAACGCACUUGCAUUGCAAUGGUAGUGAGCUUGUAUCGACGUAUAUAUGUUUUUUCGACGUCUGCUCCACGAAACCCCUUAAGUAAAACGGUGAUCCACAAAUAUAAGACCUUAACGCAGAGUAAAAGAUUUUGACAUUUAAACUUCGUGAGGUUUAUGUUCAACUAUGUCGAGAAUUUCCAGUGCCUUUUCUGAAAAUGAAAAUGUCCAACUUGAAGAUAGGCCAACAUCUAGAAGAGGAAUGGUAUCUAGGCAGAGCCCUGUGAUGGAAGAAAAUGCAUCCAGAUCUGUCAUACCUCACAGACCUUCAACUGGACGGCCACCUUCGGCAUCAUUGUACAAUGCACGUAGUGCAAUGCCAGGCACAGCAUCAAGGCUAGCUUCAUCUGUUUAUCAGCCAGCAUCACGUCUGGGAACAGCAGUAAAUUUAGCUGGAGCACAGUUGAAUGUCGUGGAUAGACCAGUGACACAACAGGGGCUGACUGGACUCCGUACAGCUUCCAGAGGACCACAGAAACGGCAAGUUGAAGAUAAACGAUAUUUUGAAGGAAUACUUCAGAUGAAGAUCAGAGAACUUUCAUCUGAAAUAAGUCAUUUGAAUAAGGAUAUUGAGACUCGGUCAGCUGAACAAGCAACUUUUUUGAUUUAUGACAAGAGAGUUAAAGAAAUGGCAGCUGAACUUACAGAUCUACAAGGCAAGUUAGCUGACUAUAAUUUGGUUUUUGACAAAAUAAGCACAGAUACUGAGAAAAGAGAGAUAGAUAAUGAGAGACUUGAAAUGGAGCAUAGAAAUGCAAAGGAAUCAAAUUUUCUAGAGCAACUUUUUGCUCAGAGAAGGCAAAAGGAAUCACAAAUUCAGCAAAUUGAAAUCGAAAUUGAGCAGGAGCGUCAUAUGGCUGAUAAUCUACUUGCCCAGAUGAGCCCUCCAUUGCGUGAGCAUUAUGCUGUGCUACAGAAAACAAACAAUGAGCUGCAAAGGCAGAUGGAAGAGCUACAGCAACAGCUUGAUACACUUACUGUUCAAAAAUCGAAUUUUGAAGACCAGAUAUCAGUUUCAGAGGUAAAGCAAGAGGCAGUUCGUCUGCACCACAAAUUGUUGGAAGCACAAGAAAAGCGAGAUCAGUUAUUACAGGAAGAGAGGAUGAGGUCCACUCCAGCUAAUGAAAGAGAACAAUUGCUGCAGAGGGUAAAAGAUGAUAAUUCAGAAAUAGCAACCAUGGAAAGGCAGAUGUCACAGAUGAAGGAACUAAUUUCCAAAAAGCAAGAGGAACUGACCCAACUGGAGCAGGAUGUGGAGGAGAGUCAAAGUGAGCGGCACCAGAAAUACAGAGACCUCAGACGACGUGAAGAAACUAUGGAACAGUUUCUUUCAACAUAUAAAGAAAAUUAUGAACAGAGCAUAGCCCGUCUGGAUCAGUUGGAGAGUGAUAUUGAGAUAGCUUUACAAGAAAUAAGCAGGAACUUGGCUCGUUCUGGGCAUCUUCCUAGUGUAGAAGACUUUUCUGUAAUGAAGGACAACUUAUUAUUUAAGGAGGGUGAAUUGGAGAAGUCUAAGAAAACAUCAGAAACAUUAAUCAAAGAACAGCAGCAGCUGCAGAUCAAUCUUCAAAAGGUUGAAGCGUUGGAAGGAAAGAUUAAAACUGAAAUGGAAACUCUGCGAGAAAAAAUGACAACAAUGACAAAUGAAAUGGCUUCUCUUUCUAAUUUAGACAAACUUAGAGAGGAUGCUCUCAGCAAACAGGAACUUCUGAUAAAAGAAAAGGAAGUUCUUUUAGAAAAGCAAGCUCCUCUUAAGAUGAAUGUUGAGGAACUGCAAAUUAAGUUUGAUGAUCUGAAGAACCAGCUAAAUGACAAUGAAACUUACGCACAGCUUAGCAACUUGGAAAGGAAGCUAAUGCAAUUGGAACAGAAUAACUUUGCUAUGAAAGAAUUCAUUGCAACAAAAAAGUCUGAGACUGAUUAUGAACCACUCAAGAAUAAGGUUUAUUCACUUGUACAAGAAUACAACACAUUGCUUAAGGAGAAUGUAAAGAAGGGUAAUAUAGCUAUUUGAUGCAUAAGUGGC
This is a messenger RNA of Schistocerca serialis cubense, 2133 nucleotides long. Its product is annotated as intraflagellar transport protein 74 homolog. Gene Ontology annotation, molecular function: beta-tubulin binding. Gene Ontology annotation, biological process: intraciliary transport involved in cilium assembly; cilium assembly. The record is from RefSeq and is a predicted model, not a curated record. Gene Ontology annotation, cellular component: intraciliary transport particle B; centrosome; cilium. The coding region runs from base 235 to 2121 and encodes 628 amino acids. The transcript has 9 exons. Lineage: Eukaryota; Metazoa; Arthropoda; Insecta; Orthoptera; Acrididae.